Molecule: messenger RNA, 1586 nt
Organism: Owenia fusiformis
Lineage: Eukaryota; Metazoa; Annelida; Polychaeta; Sabellida; Oweniidae
Source: the annotation of a GenBank genome assembly
GUUCCAGCGUAAUUGAGUGGAUCGCCAGUGUAUAAGCGCACAAAGCCGAGCAUUCAUGAUUGAGAUGCCAGUGAAUAUAAACAUCGGGCUUUGUUCGACUGUGCAGAGUGAACAUUUACAGACAUGGUUAGAAAUAUUAGAAGAAUUACGUUUGUUGCAUAUUUCUUAUGGUUACAUAUUCACAAUAUCGCAACAUGGGAAGACACAGGAGAUUGUUAUCACGGCAACUUCGUCUUGGUGAAACAAGCCAUGCAAAUUGCUACCAGUUGCCCUGAAACUCAUACACCACUAUGGGGUUUAAACGUAGAAAAUUGCCUUAAAUCAGCUUGUGCAUUUAUCACCAAUUUGGUAAUAUACAAACAUUAUUUACAUGGGCAUUCUUCUUGUUCGAUGUAUAACUGUGAAUCAAAUGAAAAUGAUACUGAUUGGGAAUAUGGUUGGCGACAUUGGUGGGAAUUUAAGCAAACAAGUGCAUAUGUUUUGCCCCACCAUUCUACACCAAGAUGUCAUGAUUCGUACUUUAUAAGGAGAAGUUGGGAUACUAGAAGAAAUGUCAAUAGCAUUUGCUCCAAUGUGACACAUUUGGCUGUGAAUAACGUCAGUUCGUGUAUGUCAUUUGCAUGUGAAGUAAAAGCUAAUGUUUUAGACUAUGUUAAGGACAACCACACCUGUAGAGUAAUGCAUUGCAAUUGGAAUUUUAAGCCAUGGCAAAAUAAUUUUUAUUUCACGAAUAAAAUAGUAACUCAAAAAGUUGCAACAUAUAGUUUAUUGUCACUUUCAAAUAUAUCGAAAGAAGCAUAUACCCACAACAAAAACAAUGAACAGUGUGAAACCCGAUUCGACAAUAGAAAGUGUAGCCGUAACCUCGUCAAUGACUCAUUUUGAAACGUUAAAUAGUGAAAAUAAUGGUGAAACGUGUAGUCCUUCAUCAAACCAGCUUGAUCUUCUCCGAACUCAAAACAUUCAUUUCAAAGCCCUCGCAAUUAUAAUGACAGGAUCUACAGCAAUCCUAUUUGGAUUUAUAUUCUUAAUUUUGAUAUACAUGUACCGUGUAUCUAAACAUAAACGAUUAAGAAUCAGAAGAAUGACACCUAUAUCUAGGAGAGGCCUUCCAAAUAGUUCCUCUGUGGGAUUUGCUGCAGAUCGUUCAGGUGUUUCAACGAGGUCAUAUCGUUCCGAUGCGUCCACCUAUGUUUCGCCUUACUCAUUAAUAGAUGAAUCGAAGAUGCUUCCAUUGGUUCAAACGGAACAGUCAACUUUUUAGAGACGACAGAAAGAAUUUUACAUCCAUAGUGAUGUAUCUUGAAGUCAUCUGAGAAAUAUAAAUGUAUCCCGUUUCAUUUGACAAAAAACGGAGCUUUCAUCUCUAAAAAAGGACUCUAUAUAAGAGGCACUGAAAGGAAUUUAAAGAUUAUUUGUUCAAAUACAAAUCCCUAAAGAAAGAACGAUUCGUUGAUCGAAUAUCAAGGGGAAAUACGUUCUUAAAAAGUCGAAUAUAUAUCGAUUUAUCCAAUGCCAAGUAGAGUUUUAGGGAGACAAGUUGGUAAGAUAUAUCCCGUAUCCUGAUUUUGAGGUUUCCAUAUCCA